Oncorhynchus kisutch (coho salmon) is the source of this 2328-nucleotide messenger RNA. Its product is annotated as collagen and calcium-binding EGF domain-containing protein 1. Gene Ontology annotation, molecular function: calcium ion binding. The record is from RefSeq and is a predicted model, not a curated record. Lineage: Eukaryota; Metazoa; Chordata; Actinopteri; Salmoniformes; Salmonidae. The coding region runs from base 250 to 1425 and encodes 391 amino acids. The transcript has 11 exons.
AGUGCGCAACAGUUGGGACAGGACUCUGACGCACUACAGUACCGUGAGGAAGUUUUGAGUGUAGUAAUUAAUGUACAGCGUCGCACGUGUUUGACCUCUGAGUAUAAUUAUAAUUGAUGUUAGCUUUAAAUCAGUACAUGUGCGACAUUGAUAAAUUAAAACAUAUAGCUGUUUUGCAGAAGUACAGCGUCUUCAUUCUCGAGGCAUCAAGAAAAUAUAAACAAGGCUGUCACGGAGCUCGCCAGGGACAUGGGUCAGCUUUGCGCUGCAACACUCUUACCAUUUGGUGCAAUCUGCGUUGUUUUUAUUUGGGAUUGUGGUGCCAGUUCUUUAAUAAAAUCAAGAUUUGCAGUGCUCACUUCAGGGGAGGAGUGUCCAGAAAACAAGGUAGUGACAGUGGAGUACCCCUGUAUUACAGCAAGGGGCACGGAUGGCACCUGUCUCAGGAGGAAAUGCUGUGAGGGCUUCAGGUUCGUGAUGGGCCAGUGCAUACCUGAAAAUGUGGAUGUGUGUUCUGGCUCCCCCUGUGAACAGCAGUGCACCGACAACUUUGGACGGGUUGUCUGCACCUGUUACCCGGGAUACCGCUUUGAUCGAGAGAGGCAUCACAACCACCAGACCUACUGUUUAGACAUCGAUGAGUGUGUGGAGUCUGACGGCAGUGUCUGUGAUCACAGCUGCGAGAACACCGUGGGCAGCUUCCUGUGUCGCUGUCACAGGGGUUACAUCCUGGCACCGGACAAGCACUCCUGUAUACCCAGUCACAACCUGAGCUCGUCAGGGAAGUCUGACACCCUGAUGAGUGCUGGCUCCUGCUCCCUCACCUGUCAAGACUUUGUCAACAUGAGGAACAGCCUGCUGCAGCUCAAACUGAGGCUGGGCAGCACUCAGUCACCUAACCAGGUGUUGUCUCCUGGCCUGGCUAACAGCAGUGAUAAGUCGUCUGCUGGGAGGUUGGGGAAAGGUCCUGACACCCCCGCCCUCCCUGGUCCUCCUGGCUCUUCAGGAUCCCGUGGGGUCCCAGGCCAAUCAGGAGUGCCGGGGGAGAAGGGAGAGCCUGGAGAGAGAGGCCUGACCGGCCCCCUGGGGCCACGGGGAGACAUGGGCCCUAUGGGCCCCGAGCCUGACCUGGAGCACAUCAAGAGGGGUCGCAGAGGAGCUGUGGGACCUCCUGGCGCACCAGGCAGAGAUGGACUGAAGGGUGACAGGGGAACUCCUGGUCCCAGAGGUCUACCAGGACCUCCCGGCUCCUUUGACUUCCUCCUGGUCAUGAUGGCUGACAUUCGCAUUGACAUCAUCGAGCUGCAGGAGCAAGUGUUUGGGAAGAGGCGGGGCCUCUCCUUAGACAACCCACCCCACUCCAACGGAGAGACAGGGUUCGGAGAGUGGAGCUCCGGACAAGGAGAGCUCAUGCUCAAUACCUGAACUCCAUAACCCUGCCCACGGCAACGGUCACUCAAAACGAUAAGCCAAAGGGAACUAAUUAAUCAACUGGCUCUUGUAAAGCAGAGACAUUGAACUGACUGAACUGACUCCUUUCCUCCAGUGAAACAUUGUCUCUAAAACCCAAAUAGGACUGUAUGAGUUGAGGAGACCUCUGAUCAGCUCUCUCCUGUCAGAGACAUAGACUAUAAACAAACGGAGAGAGAGAGAGAGGGAGAGAGAGAGAAUGGCAAAGAUGGAACCACUGACCGUCCAAACCAAACCACUGCAAGCUUUGCCUUGCCGCCUUGAUGUUUCCUUCGUGUCUGCUCAUGUCUGACUGAGGAGAGGGGGUAUGCCUUUGCAUGCGAGGCACAGGGUGGUGAUGGUUGUAGCACUGUGAGACUGUGUCUUUGUGCGCUCUGAUCUGAAUGGCUUCAAACACAGCAGGGGCUUUAUCGUCUGCAUCUCUUCCUGUUCCUGUCAAAUCUGUACAGUCCGAGGAGAGGAGACGCCGGUCGGUCGCUGCCUGACACUGCUUACCUGCCCUGCAGGGCCUAGAACCAGACUCAGGCCCCAGACUGCACCUGUCCAUGCAACAACCCAACUCAACAGCUUUUAUACCGCUGUCACUAAACUACAGACUCUCUGAAGCAUCUUUAGAGAUACAGUACAUAUACUAUAUUAGCAAAACUAUGUGGAUACCUGCUCAUCCAACAUUUUGAUUUUAUUUUUUAUUUUAAUUUACUUUAUUUAACCAGGUAGGCUAGUUGAGAACAAGUUCUCAUUUACAACUGCGACCUGGCCAAGAUAAAGCAUAGCAGUGUGAACAGACAACAACACAGAGUUACACAUGGAGUAAACAAUAAACAAGUCAAUAACACAGUAGAAGAAAAUAGAAAAAAA